This is a messenger RNA of Linum tenue, 141 nucleotides long. The record is from the annotation of a GenBank genome assembly. NCBI's taxonomy places the organism in Eukaryota, Viridiplantae, Streptophyta, Magnoliopsida, Malpighiales, Linaceae.
AUGGAUGCCGAUAAAAUUCUCAAGUAUGAGUUGAUCAUGGAAGACGAGAGGCGUUUGGCAAAGGAAUACAGUACGGUUUUGACGAGGAAGCAUAGGGCGAGGCAGGAGGCGGAGAUGAAUCUGCUGAGGACAAAGAAAUAG